Aspergillus aculeatinus CBS 121060 is the source of this 804-nucleotide messenger RNA. RefSeq lists its product as uncharacterized. Bases 1 to 804 code for a protein of 267 amino acids. The transcript is spliced from 5 exons. Gene Ontology annotation, biological process: mycotoxin biosynthetic process. The record is from RefSeq and is a predicted model, not a curated record. Lineage: Eukaryota; Fungi; Ascomycota; Eurotiomycetes; Eurotiales; Aspergillaceae.
AUGAUCAAGGGCAGAACUCAAGGCCGGUCCUACGCCUACAGUCGGCUGGGCUUCCCGCCCGGAGACACUUCUCAAGGGUUCAGCUGGAGAAGAUGGUGUCGGUUCCCCUCUCGCUUACCGUUCCUGACCCUGAUGAACCUCACCUUGAUCAUCGGGAAUGCCAUUUUCUACGUGAACAGCCGCACUUGGACGGCUGCGAUGAAGAACUACUGUCCGGACCUACCAGAGUCGCCGCUGAAGACGGGCAUCUACUAUGAGCCGAGUGUCAUGGACAUCUACGCGUACAAUCCUUAUGGCGGCAAUCCACGACCCGAGCUGGAAGAAAGCUGGGAUAAUCUCAUGAGGAAAUCCUUCUUCCGCGGCACGAAAGACGAAAUGAUUCAAUGGGGCGAGUACGGCGACGACUCCAUCGAACUGGAGAACGGAGGUUACCUGGCCUAUCUCCGGGUGUACGGGGAGCUGCACUGCAUGGACUGGCUGAAGCGCCAAUACAGCCGUGAAGACGUGCGGAUUGCGAAGAACAUCACCGAGAAGGACCGCGACCACUGCGUCAACGUCCUGCUACAGGGCGUGCGGUGCCGCGCCGACGUGGCGCUCUCGGGCUGGUUCCUCGGCGCAGACAACGAGCAUAAGCCGCUCAUCAACCGCACGGCGGCCAACCACCUGUGCGUCAACUGGGACAGUGUGGAGAGCUGGCUGGCACCGCGCGCAUUGGAGUUCCGCGACGGGGUGCCAGAGAAGUCGGUGACUCCCGAGGGGCAUGUUGAGGACCAUGCGAUGUUACAGCGCAGUCGAUAUCACUGA